This is a messenger RNA of Doryrhamphus excisus (bluestripe pipefish), 6350 nucleotides long. The record is from RefSeq and is a predicted model, not a curated record. NCBI's taxonomy places the organism in Eukaryota, Metazoa, Chordata, Actinopteri, Syngnathiformes, Syngnathidae.
CUUGUGCAGCGAGCACGCAAGGGAAAGGAGAGGAGUGCAGCAGCACAGCUAGAAACAUUAUCUUAUGAGACUAUUAAACAUCGAUCUGUCACUUUUAACCGCUCCAAAGGCUACCAGAAGAGGAGCACGGAGAGCAACAGCAACACUAAGCUGGUCCGGUGUCCUACAGCCGCCUGCGAAAAACUCCCAAACGUGCUCGUCUCAGCUGGCAUGAGCUAACCUACACGUCCAAUAUGGAAACCAAACCAUUCUUGUCAUUGGGGUUCCUGAAGCCCCAGUGCUCAUUGGCUCCUCCAAUGCAGCGAGGCCGAUCAAGUGAGGCUUGUUCCUGUUUCAGUGGCAUGUGUCCCCUCCAUCAGCGUCGCCUAUCCUCAGACACGUCAGGUCAGGUGAGCUCUUCACCGCUGGGCUCACCUACCUCCCACCGAGGAAUGCACCCAUCCCUGCUCAGUCCAACAACCAUGGGGCCCUCCGGAUCGCUUCACUCUCCCAUCAGCACACUGAGCUCGCCCAUGAACGGCCUGACCUCGCCCUUCUCUGUCAUCAGCUCGCCCAUGGGGCCCCACUCCAUGACCUCACCCGGCAUGGGCUACGGCCCCAGUGUCAGCCCCCAGCUGAACUCUCCAAUGAACUCGGUCAGCAGCACAGAGGACAUUAAGCCCCCGCUGGGUCUCAACGGUGUGAUGAAAGUGCCCGCCCAGCCCUCUGGCACAGCGCUGUCGCUCACCAAACACAUUUGCGCCAUCUGUGGUGACCGUUCCUCAGGUAAACACUAUGGCGUAUACAGCUGCGAGGGCUGCAAAGGCUUCUUCAAAAGGACAGUGCGCAAAGAUCUUACCUACACAUGUCGCGACAACAAGGACUGCGUCAUUGACAAGCGUCAGAGGAACCGGUGCCAGUACUGCCGCUACCAAAAGUGUUUAGCCAUGGGCAUGAAGAGAGAAGUUUUAUUACAUGCAGCCGUUCAGGAGGAGCGCCAACGAGCCAAGGACAAGAAUGAGAAUGAGGUGGAGUCGACCAGCUGCGCCAAUGAGGACAUGCCCGUUGAGAAGAUUCUGGAAGCUGAGCAGGCAGUGGAACCCAAGACAGAGACCUACAUCGAGACCAGCCUUGGUGUUCCUUCCAACUCGCCCAAUGACCCAGUGACAAAUAUCUGUCAGGCUGCGGACAAGCAGCUCUUUACAUUGGUUGAGUGGGCCAAGAGGAUUCCCCACUUCUCUGAACUGCCACUGGAUGAUCAGGUCAUCCUUCUACGAGCAGGUUGGAAUGAACUCCUUAUUGCGUCAUUUUCGCACCGCUCAAUAGCAGUAAAAGACGGGAUUCUGUUGGCGACCGGGCUGCACGUCCACCGCAACAGCGCUCAUAGUGCCGGAGUGGGAGCCAUCUUUGACAGAGUGCUCACAGAACUGGUGUCGAAGAUGCGGGAUAUGCAGAUGGAUAAGACAGAACUGGGGUGCCUUCGAGCUAUAGUCCUUUUCAAUCCAGACUCCAAGGGUCUGUCAAACCCAAGUGAGGUAGAAGCUCUGAGAGAGAAAGUCUAUGCGUCUUUAGAGGCCUACUGCAAACAGAAGUACCCUGAGCAGCCUGGCAGGUUUGCCAAGCUGCUGCUGAGGUUACCGGCGCUGCGCUCCAUUGGCCUCAAGUGUCUGGAGCACUUGUUCUUCUUCAAGCUCAUAGGCGACACGCCCAUCGACACUUUCCUCAUGGAGAUGUUAGAAGCUCCCCAUCAAAUGACAUAAUACAGAUCUCCGUUAUUAUUCAAACCCUUGGUCAGAAGCAGCAGGGUCCUUUUUUAAAAAAAAAAACGUCCAGAGACAAAUCAUGGGAUGACUUUCCCUCGCUUCAUCGUCGCUCUCCCCCUGAAACAAGCUCAUCAAGGGUGUGUUUUUAUACCUUGUAAAGUUCUAUAAAUAAGAAAUCUAUAUAUAUAUAUGAAUGAGAUGCGGUAGAGAGGAGACAAACGCAAUGUACUGAGCCAUCGUCGGCAUUUCCCCAACACCUUGACAAGACGAUUCAGCAUCCUAACACAGUGGGGGCGUGAUGAUGGGACACCACGCCCUGUGAGCGGGACAAUCUCUGUGUAGACCUCUUGCUGUCAUCAGGACUCAUUCAAAACAACGUCUGCUUGAGGAACUCAACUGGACGCAACAUGUCUUGCACUAGUUGUUUUUGUUUUCUUUUUCUUUUUUUUUUAAUGGUGUCAGCUUUCUGGGAUCUAGACCGGACUUCACAGGUGUGCUACCGAGACUGCAAGUGAUCAAGAACCUCAGGUGUCUGGCCCUGGUCCAAACCAAUCCAACCAUGUCUUACUGUAUCAACACUGUGCAACAACAUUGGCGAGGGUGAGUCCACAAAUUCGCCUCAUCAGGAAUAUGUUGAGAUGUGGGUACGGUUAGGGGGGGCGUGGGACAAGCGGGUGGGGUGUUUUUGUAAGUACAAUCUGCACAGUGGUUUGUGCACACAGGAAGAAGCCAGGCUGUUGUCAGUGACGCUACAUGCCACCGACAACUGGCAUUCGAACAUUCUGCCUUUUAUUUGUUUUGGGUUUUUUUCUUUUUUGGAAUGCGACAUUCGAGCUAAUGAUGUCACCUCGCGUCAUUUCACCAGCCGCCCCCCCUCCUCCUUUCCAACCUCCGCUCAACACUGCAGGUGUGAGCCUCACGACGUCACCUCAUAUCUGUCUUGGCAGGAAGUUACAACCAUAAACAGUAUUUUAUUUUCUCCAUUUCAGAGCAGCACCGCACGAUUACCUCAACUUGUCACCCCUUUUUCACCGUGAACAGUAUCGAGAGAAGCGCUUGUCAUUGCAGCAUUGAGUGUUUGUUUAUUUGUUACUUUGCACUUAACCUCAUGACAGAGCGCAAUCAACCUCCGAGGUGGGAAUUUGGCCCCCAGCCCAAUCAGGAAAGCCUCCCAGUGGGACAAACAAUCAGUCUCUCUGCACCGUUUAUCCAAAAUCUGAAAUAUGCCCAUGUUUCCUCCAAAUAUGCUCUUAUUCUACAUUUUUACUGCACACCAGUUUGGUUCUCUCAUAUUUUCAUGACAGCCACUUCUCAGCUCUCUGAUUCAUUGUUGACUUUACCGUAUUUUCCAGUCUAUAAGUUGCAUCAAAAACAAAUGGGAAAAACAACAUAGUAGUUGCACUGGACUAUAAGUGGCAUUUAUUCAGAAGUAUAUUUCACAAUAUUCAAAACCAUUAAAAUACAUUUCAUCUGGAAAGGCAAGGUAUUCAACACACAGACCAACAAGGCUGAGAAAGUGUCCAGUAUGUUAACGUAAAACAGUCAUUCAUCUGCAUAAAUCUGCAUAUGACUAGUAAGCAAGUUCACCGAGCUCCCGAUCUAAUUGCACAUCAUUGAAUCCAUUGACUCUGUGACCCUAAUAAGGAUAAGCGUCAUAGAAAACAUAUGGAUGGGAUGAAACAUUGAAUUCUUUCCAAGCCCCCUACGCAGUUGUCGACGGUAAUGUUCAGUGGAAUGUUGUUUAGCGUGUUUUAAGGCUAAAGAUGAAAACAUGGGCAAAAUAAUGCCUCAGUUUGUAUAUAAAUAUGCAUUUCAAAUUGUUUUCACAUGGUUUUAAAAAGUAUGCUGUGUUAACAUUUUUGGCUUUCUGGAACAUAUUGAUUGGAUUUACACUAUGACAAUGGGUAUACGGGUAUAUCGGCAAACUCGGAAAAAAAGUGCCACUUAUAGCCCGGAAAAUGCAACACUUCGGAAUCAAUCAGCUUUUGUUUUUUUUUUUAAGCCCUCGUUUGUAUAUAAAUGAUGGAAGUUGACAUCUUAAUCAAUAACUAAAAAAAAAACACUAAACAAGAAUAGACUUUUAUAAAUUGUCUUUUUAUGGACAUGUUCGCCAUUCUUUCCUAAGCACUUUGAUGCAGUCAGGACCUGAGCACUGUGUUUUGUUCAUACAAAGGAGGUGUAACGUACAUGAACAUUUUCACUUCAUUCUAAAUUGGCUCAACUUGAUUGGAAAGUACACAAAGGAGAAAUAGGGCCACACUGAAAAGAUUAAAAAAGAACCAUAAUAUGAUAUAUAUGACAUUGUGGUUAUUAAAAGUUUGGUAAUUUUACAACUUUUUUUUCUCGUAACAGCUUUAUUAUUCCAAUGUUACAAUUUUUUACCAAUUUUUUUCUCAUAAGAUUGCAACUUCAUGGUGACAAUAUGACAUUGGUCUACUCACUUUUGCACAUAUUGUGAUUUAUUCCGUUAUAAAACUAUAAAACUUUUUACAAUUUCAUGCUUUCAACAUUAAAACUUUAGUCUUGUAAAGAUACGACAUCUUUUUUCUCACAAUAUUAUGGUUUAAUUUUCUUGUAUCGACUGAAUAUUUCCAACUUUAUUCUCGUAUUGAUGCAACUUUUUUCUUAUAAAAUGCAGAAUUUUCACGCAACUUUUUUGUCCAUCAUCUGACAACUAAAUUGUCGUAGUGCGAUUAAAUUCUUAUUCUUCAAUAUUACAACUUUUUUUCGUACCAUUAUGAGUUGUUCUAAGAACAGUAUUGCAGCGCCACAACAAUACCCAAUUUCGACUGUAUUCUCGCAGAUCUCUCCUGCUUUCCUCAUAAACUAUAGCUAAUACUAGGAUCCGUAUUGUUGGGGAUAUUUCUUAAAAUUACAAAAAUUUCAUUUGCAGCUGUAAACAUAUUUGUUUCCAUAUGAACAAUUUGGAAAAUUAGACAAUUACAUUGACGUAUGACUUUAUUUUAAUAACACGACUUUUCCUGUCAAUGUUAUGCCUUCAACAGUACAACUUUUUUUUUCUUUUCAGUCUUGCCCAAAUACUCCUUUGUUGUCUUUAUUCUGACGGCACCCUGAUAAAAUGACCAUGUGAGCAUGUAAGGUUGACACUUAAUUGAUCGUAAAAGGAAAUUCAUGACAUGUUUACAUAAUUAUCUUCUGAUUUGUGUCCCCUUUCACACAAGGCCUUGGUUGAGCACAUCUGGAGAUGUUCUCUCAGCCCUCCAUUGGAGCAAGAAUGAAGCAAACAGCUGUCAAGUGGUGUUAAACAAUAAUCUGCGAGCUCCCUCUAGUGGGAGGGAGUUAGCACUGCAACACCAUUCGCUUUAGGCUUCAUUUUUGACAGGAAGGCAGCACUUUCACACAGGGUUUGGGUCAAAUGUUUUUAUUUGAAUCACACACACGGGCUUUGUGCUUUGUAUUGCCAAAAAAAGAGGAAAAAAUAGCAAUAACUUUUGAUGACUUAUUGGCAUGUCUCAGCAGCCUGUGUUAUUAAUACUAAUACAAACUAUCCAGGUGACAGUAUUGACUGCCAGGUAUUAGCUCAGUUUACAGUAUUUAUAUUUUAAAAACUAAAAAAAAAAUUAAGCAAAUAGCAAGAAUCUUCUUUUUUAGUGUUACAGUUUUUAAUUCAAAAUUUUGGACUAAUUAGACACUUGUUUUGGGUUUGUUUUUUGUUUUGGUUUUUCAAAAAUACAACAAAAAAAUGCAAAUUAUCUUUGUUGACUGUGAUCACCGAUGCAGGUCUUCUAAGCCAUAAAAUGUGGACAAUGAGUGAAAAUAAAAACCCAACAUAGAAUGAUACCUUCAUGGAUGCUUCAGAAAGUAAAGCUUAUAUUUUGUUGAUAUGUAUAUUUGUAUAUAUUUAUAAAUAUAAAUAUAUGGGAAGAUGUGUUCCAAUAUUGAAAGAGGGAGGAGAGUCUGUCAGACCAAACUAUUCCACACCAGAGUCUGAUGGUGUUUUUACACACUCAUCAGUGGGCGCUUAUGCUUAUGCAUUGCAACCUUUGUCUAAAAUUAUUUUAAAAAUAAACCGCAGAACCCCGGUAGUUCUAAAUGUAAAAGAAGCUUUUCAGCAGUUUAUGGGACCUCAAAAAAAGAAAUAUGUGUGUGUGAGUGAGUGAAAGAAAGAAGACAAGAGACUUUAAACCCUCAAAAGUGUAUGUUUUACUUGGCAAUUGUUGAAAAAAAAUGUCAUCAGGAUAAAGCUGAGCUUGUGACACAAUCACUGCUUUUUUUUUGUUGCAUAGACGGUAAAAUAUUCAAGAAAAUGUCAAAGAAAAAUGUUGAAAAAAGAUCUAUUUUUGUACAAAGGUAAUUUUAUCCCUGGCUUAUGGACUCUUUUUUUUUCUCCCUGUUCUUGUGGGCUGUUGUGGAACGCUUGGAGAGCAAAAAGUGGACAAUGUCAAAGAGGAGGUGUUGCUAAAAGUGUCGCUUUUACUUUGUCGUGUUGAAGCCGUCGCUGCAAAGUGACAAACGUUCUCUGUCAUACUUUUGUGUCUACUUUUAAAGGAGAUGGAAUUUUUGUCAUCUGUUCCUUGUGCGUUGUCCUCUGAUGUUCUUUCGUGGACAGACAAAAAACGUAUUAAAAAAAAAAAAGAACAAAGUGAA